AUGGCGAUUGAACUCGAUAACUUUCGUGCUGUUUUUGGGUUUGCGCAGGAGCAUAAUGAAUGGCUCCUGUUCGGGCAACUUGCUGUCGCUCUCUCGGAGUUUUUCUAUAUACACGGGUUAUGGAAUGAAGGGUUGGAAUGGCUGAAACAAGCAGAGACCGAAUUGCACCAGCGACUCGGCGAACAUCAAGGAUUAGAGGACACGUCUGAAACGGACGAAAUGUCGUUCCAGCUGACAAUAGCAGAGCUUCGAGUGGCUCUGGCAAAAUUCUAUAAUGAACGACAGGAAUGUGAAACUGCUCGACAAUUAUGCGAAAACGCCUUACAAGUCUUCAGAACAAUAGGGCAGCAACUCGGUGUCGUCAAGGCAUUAAAUUGUCUCGGCAUUAUCGCAAGGUAUCAAAAAAAACUUGAAGAGGCGGAUACACACUUUACCGAAGCCUUAGAGAUCGCGAAGGUAUUAGGCGACAAAUCGCAUAUCGCUUUCGCGCUAAACAAUCUGGGACUCACAGCAUAUAAUCGUCGCCGUUUUGAAGAGGCGAAACUGCGUUAUACCGAAAGCCUGCGCCUCGCGCGUGAACUUGGAGACAAACAGGGUAUUGCCUACGCCCUCAAUAAUCUGGGGAAAACCGCAAACCAGCAAGGUUUACGAGAGGAAGCGAGGCACCACUAUACAGAAAGUCUACGUCUCACUCGUGACCUCUCCACUUCCAACGCCGGGCUUCCGUAUCUACUGGAUAGCCUUGGCAAGGUAGCACUUCGUCACGGUAAACACGAGGAAGCAAGGCACUACUAUACAGAAAGUCUGGCGUACCGCAAAGAGAACGGAAAUCCCCGUGAGAUCGCAGACUCGCUCUAUCAAUUCGGACAGUUAGUUCACGCGGAAGGCGAAUUUGAACAGAGUUUGUGCCUCUUUCUUAAGGUCGCGUCAAUCUACGCCGAAAUAGGCGCGGCAACGCCGUUUUAUGUAGAUGCAGUGAAUAACACUAUCGAUGCAUUAGCGGUAGAACUCGGCAGCGAAAAAGUUGACAGACUCAAAUUAGAGAUGGAAACGCGAACACUUGAGGAGAUAGUUAACACGUGUCUAUCCUGA
Messenger RNA from Geodia barretti, 1092 nucleotides. The record is from the annotation of a GenBank genome assembly. Lineage: Eukaryota; Metazoa; Porifera; Demospongiae; Tetractinellida; Geodiidae.